This is a messenger RNA of Chrysochloris asiatica (Cape golden mole), 2996 nucleotides long. RefSeq names its product thioredoxin domain containing 11 (gene TXNDC11). The record is from RefSeq and is a predicted model, not a curated record. NCBI's taxonomy places the organism in Eukaryota, Metazoa, Chordata, Mammalia, Afrosoricida, Chrysochloridae.
AGUCAGGGUUAGCGGCCGCGGCGAGCUCGGGGAUUGGGGCGCGACGGGCCGGGCCGAGCCCUCGGCUCUCGCGACGACAGUGGCGGCGGUAUAAAGCCGGCGGCGGGGAGCAUGUAAUGUCGGAAUGCGGAGGCCGCGGCGGCGGCAGCAGCAGCAGCAGCGACGAAACCGAGGACGAGGGUGGCGGCGGCGGCGGCGGCCCUGCGGGCUCCGGCUCCGGCUCCGUCAGCCCGGCCUCGGCUGGAGCCUCGUCGGAGGGCCGGCUCCGUCGCGGGCUGCGCGGCGCUUCUCUGAUGGCGCGCCGGCGGCCCGAGCUGCUGUGCGGGGCCGUGGCGCUCGGCUGCGCGCUGCUCUUCGCCCUCAAGUUUACCUGCAGUCGAGCAAAAGAUGUGAUCUUACCAGCAAAGCCGCCUGUCAGCUUUUUCUCCUCGAGGUCACCGGUCCUUGACCUCUUCCAGGGGCAGCUGGACCAUGCAGAGCACAUUCGGCGUGACUCGGAGGUGGUGCUUCUGUUCUUCUAUGCCCCGUGGUGUGGCCAGUCCAUCUCUGCCAGGGCAGAAAUUGAGCAAGCAGCGAGUCGACUUUCAGACCAGGUGUUGUUUGUGGCAAUUAACUGUUGGUGGAACCAGGGGAAAUGCAGAAAACAGAAACAUUUCUUUUAUUUUCCUGUAAUAUAUCUGUAUCAUCGGAGUUUUGGACCAAUCGAAUACAAAGGCCCCAUGAGUGCUGUUUACAUUGAGAAGUUUGUCCGCCGGGUGAUGAAACCACUUCUCUACAUCCCAUCUCAAUCAGAAUUACUAGAUUUUCUCUCAAACUACGAGCCUGGUGUACUUGGCUACUUUGAGUUCAAUGGCUCGCCCCAACCCCCUGGGUACUUGACCUUCUUCACAUCAGCAUUACAUUCAUUAAAGAAAGAUUACCUAGGAACAGUACGAUUUGGGGUUAUCACAAAUAAGCAUCUUGCGAAACUGGUGUCCUUAGUGCACUCUGGAAGUGUGUAUUUACAUAGACAUUUCAACACGUCACUUGUCUUUCCCAGGGAGAUCAUGAACUACACCGCCGAGAACAUCUGUACAUGGGCCUUAGAAAACCGUGAGAUGCUUUUUCGGUGGCUGCGGCCGCACGGCGGCAAGAGUCUUCUGCUGAAUAAUGAACUGAAGAAAGGACCGGCACUGUUUUUAUUCAUACCUUUCGAUCCCCUCGCAGAAAGCCACCCUUUAAUAGAUGAGAUCACCGAAGUGGCCUUGGAGUACAACAACUGUCACGGAGACCAGGUGGUGGAGCGCCUCCUCCAGCAUCUGCGGCGGGUGGACGCGCCGGCAUUCCAGUCAUUGGCACCCGAGCUGCCAGCCCAGCUGCCAGACCCCCCGCGAAUCCACGUCACCACGUCACCCUGCUGCAACACUGUGGUGCUGCCCCAGUGGCGUGCCAUCUCCAGGACCCACAACGUGUGUGAGCUGUGUGUCAACCAGACCACAGGGGGCAUCACACCCAGCUCGGUGGGCGGGCCGCCCUGCAGCUUUUUUGAGAUGGCGGCAGCUCUGGAUUCCUUCUACCUCAAGGAGCAGACCUUUUAUCAUGUGGCAUCAGACAGCAUCGAGUGCAGCAAUUUUUUAAGUUCCUACAACCCUUUCAGCUACUACUCUGCAUGUUGCAGGACCAUCAGCAGGGGCGUGCCAGGCUUCAUUGAUUCUGCACAAGAGGCCUUUGAAAGCCCAGCCAUCUCAUUCUCCUCCCUCGAGAAGAAAUGCGAGGCUGACUCCCCGAGCUCCGUUCCUCACAUUGAGGAGACCCGGUUCCUCUUCCCCGAAGUGCUGGACGUGGGUAGCACACUCUUCACGGGUCUCAGCUGCAGAACCAACAAGACCCUAAAUAUCUACCUUCUGGAUUCCAAUUUAUUUUGGUUAUAUGCAGAGCGGCUGGGGGCGCCAAGCGUCACUCGCGCCAAAGAAUUUGCUGCCAUUGUGGACGUGAAGGAAGAGGCUCACUAUAUCUUGGACCCCAAACAAGCUCUUAUGAAGUGCACCCUAGAGUCUUUUAUUCAGAACUUCAGCGUUCUCUACAGUCCCUUGAAAAGGCAUCUGAUUGGCAGUGACUCGGCCCAGUUCCCUUCUCAGCAUUUAAUCACUGAAGUGACAACCGAUACCUUUUGGGAAGUAGUCCUCCAAAAACAGGACGUGUUGCUGCUUUACUAUGCACAGUGGUGUGGCUUCUGUCUGUCCCUCAAUCACAUCUUUAUCCAGCUAGCUCGUCUCCUGCCAGCAGAUACCUUCACAGUGGCAAGGAUCAACGUAGCGCAGAACGAUCUCCCUUGGGAAUUUAUGGUUGACCGUCUUCCUACCGUCCUAUUUUUUCCCUGCAACAGAAAGGACCUAAGUGUCAAAUACCCUGAGGAUGUCCCCAUCACUCUCCCGAAUCUGCUCAAGUUCAUCCUGCAUUACUCCAGCCCCAUGUCCACUGCCCAGAGCCUGGCCAGCGCCCCUACCAAAGACUGUCUGCAGAGCGAGGCUGCCCUGCAGCAGGGGCACAUCUCCCAUCUGGAGCGGGAGAUCCAGAAGCUGAGAGCGGAGCUGGGUGCCCUUCACCGCGUGCAGGUGCAGGUGGAAGUUCAGUUGGCCGGCGCCCGCAGGGACGAGCACCGGCUGCUCCGGCAGAAGCAGACCCUGGAGGACCAGCACCAGCUGCUCCGGCAGCACAGCUCACAGCUGCAGACUCUGUACCAACAGAAGACCCGAGAGCUCGAGGAAGUGGCCCGCAAGCUGCAGGAGCUGGCUGACGCCUCUGAGGACCUCCUCACCGAGAACACAUGGCUCAAGAUCCUGGUGGCCACCAUGGAGAGGAGGCUGCAGGACAGGGGCAGUGCCAACAAGCUCGCUCCCCCACAGAACCCCGAGGAGCCUGCAGGUGCCCCCCGGUUAACGGGCAGCACCCCACCACCCUCCAAUGACAGUGCCACUCUGGUGGCCGAGAGGAGUAAUGACAACAGGACAGACUGA